UUAGCUGUGUAAUCUACAUCUACCUACCUAUUACUCUGAAAAUUUGCCACAAUGACAGACUCUUCAAUGGUAGAUCACAUGACCCGACUGAAACUCAAACUCCUGGAGAAGAAACUAGAAAAUGAACGCGAGACCCUGGAGAAUAUUGAGUCGCCCCUCUCCACAACAAGGAGUAACGAUGGACAGGAGGAUGCACUGCAGAAUGCGCUGAGACGAAGGAAAGACCUCCUGCGGAAGCUUAGGGAGCAGCACCUUUUGGAAGAAUUUUCACAGCCCUGUGUGUUGGCAGGAGGCCACAGAAAGAACUACCGGCCGGAGCCAGUACCUGUUUACCUGACGUCCCCUCUGGCUCCUGCACCAGAACCACCAAGGAUCAUCCAGCAGACAAUGCCUCAGCAACCUGCAACCAUCAUCCAACAGUUACCUCAGCAGCCACCUCUCAUCACACAGAUCCCACCUCCACAGCCCCUCCCGGCCCCCCGCUCUGGAAGCAUUAAGGAAGACAUGGUGGAGAUGAUGUUGAUGCAGAACGCUCAGAUGCACCAGAUCAUUAUGCAGAACAUGAUGCUGAAAGCUCUGCCACCGAUGGCAUUCUCACAGCCCAGUGGGACCGGGCCUCCCUCGCUGCAGCACACCCAGCAGGAUCCCCAGUUUGCUGCUCCAGUUGUUGUGAAAGCAGAAAAACCAAGGCCAUCAGCGGUGCAUCAUCACCACCAUUACCCUUCCCCAGGAGUGCAGGCCAUUCCUUCUCAGCCGCCCCCGGUUGGCUACUCCAUGUGGCCCCCCAUGAUGUCAUCCAGCCUCAUGGGACAGACUGGAGGAUUCCCAUCCACUGUGCAUCACAUGACUGGCCCAACUAGCACCUUCCCUGCAAUGCACACUAACCGAUGGACUCCUCCGCAGCCUGCCCCCGGGUUUGUAGACUCCUCAAGCCUGUAGCAAAGGUGGCUGGUGAGUGGACAUGGACUGUCUGCGUCACCCAUGCACAUGGAGCAUAGCAUCACUGGAGACGACUUUUAGAGAGCUCCUAACAGAAUCUGGCUGACAGGAAUCUGCUGUAUAAAUAGUCACGUGACAUUAGUGGAGCUGAUAACCAAGGGAGAGAUGGCAGAAUGGUGUAAUAAACUGUGGAAAUGCCAAAAAAAACACAAAA
This is a messenger RNA of Caretta caretta (loggerhead turtle), 1153 nucleotides long. RefSeq names its product chromosome 11 C21orf58 homolog (gene C11H21orf58). Lineage: Eukaryota; Metazoa; Chordata; Testudines; Cheloniidae. The record is from RefSeq and is a predicted model, not a curated record.